GAGCUGCGGUUUUUAGCUUAUGUAUGGAUAGGCCCAAGGCGCUGUUAGUGGCUCUCUAGCCGGCGUCUCCCCUGCUCACAUUGCACUACAAUUCCCAGCAUUCCUUGCCAGCGGUACGAGGGGGUGCUCGGAGUUUGUUUACUCGGCUACCUGGGGCACAGCCUGGAGGCUGGGGUAGGCAGUAGUAGUUACUUGACUGCACAUUACAACUGUUCCUGCCAUGUUAUGUGACAUUGGAGCUGCAGGGAGCAGUAGUAGUGCGGCUGCUGCUCUUGCUAAAGAUGCUGAUCGAUGUGUAACCCAGAAGUAACGGACUGAUUUCUCAUCGCAGGUCUUAAACUUAUUGGUGGGGGGCGUUUGUCCAGAAUUUAGAGGACCCGUCCGCCCCCCACCAUGGGCAACGCGGCUACCACAAAGAAGGGUGGCGAGAUUGAAAGUGUGAAAGAAUUUCUGGCAAAAGCAAAAGAAGAUUUUCUGAAAAAAUGGGAGAGUCCAGCACAGAACACAGCAAAUCUGGACCAGUUUGAGCGAAUGAAAACUCUUGGCACCGGGUCGUUUGGGCGCGUAAUGCUGGUCAGGCACAAAGAAAAUGGCAGUCACUUUGCUAUGAAAAUCUUGGACAAGCAGAAGGUGGUGAAGUUGAAGCAGAUUGAGCACACGUUGAAUGAGAAACGGAUACUGCAGGCUGUGAAUUUCCCAUUCCUUGUGCGGCUGGAGUAUUCGUUUAAGGAUAACACCAAUCUGUAUAUGGUCAUGGAGUAUGUAGCCGGCGGGGAGAUGUUCUCUCAUUUGCGCAGAAUCGGGCGCUUCAGUGAACCUCAUGCACGCUUCUAUGCAUCCCAGAUUGUAUUAACUUUCGAAUAUCUACACGCCCUGGAUCUUAUAUACAGAGACUUGAAGCCAGAGAAUCUUCUCAUAGACCAGCAGGGGUAUAUCCAGGUGACAGAUUUUGGAUUUGCAAAGAGAGUGAAAGGGAGGACCUGGACCCUGUGUGGGACACCAGAAUACCUUGCGCCAGAAAUAAUCCUUAGCAAGGGUUAUAAUAAGGCAGUGGAUUGGUGGGCCCUAGGAGUCCUGAUUUAUGAGAUGGCUGCUGGGUAUCCUCCAUUUUUCGCUGAUCAGCCCAUUCAGAUCUAUGAAAAAAUAGUAUCGGGGAAGGUCCGGUUCCCCUCUCACUUUAGCUCCGACCUGAAGGAUCUUCUCAGAAAUCUUUUGCAAGUUGAUCUGACUAAGCGUUUUGGGAAUUUGAAGAACGGUGUCACAGACAUCAAGGGACACAAAUGGUUCAGUACAACGGACUGGAUUGCAGUCUACCAGAAAAAGGUGGAAGCUCCCUUCAUCCCUAAAUGUAAGGGUCCUGGAGACACCAGUAAUUUUGACGACUAUGAAGAAGAAGAAAUCAGAGUUUCAAUCACUGAAAAAUGCGCUAAAGAAUUCUCUGACUUUUAAUUUGCACCCGUAAAGGCGGAGCAGUCACCAAACACGCCCAUCAAGCAAGAGAGACCGUUGGAGCAAGCAGCUCUGACAGGCACACAACCACCUCUUCCCUUUCACACUACCCCAUCCCUUCUAAGCUUAUUGGUGGUGUAGCUCAGACAUGGCACCCAUCCUGUUUUAUCCUGGAUCUGGUGGUGCUGGUUCUGAGCACUUUUGUUUCUCUUUCUGUGACAGAUUUGAGGGGCCAAGAAUUUAUUUAAAUGUGACUGGAUCCUCUGGGGUGGAGUCAGAACCUUGGGGGCAGAGCCUCAACCCUCAGAAUGGGCGAUGUAUGGUUUCUUUUUUUUUUUUUUUUAACCAUUUUCUUCGGAGCAAGCCAGCCACUGGUUUUUAUUGAUUAAUUUACAUAGUAUAUAAACAGAGAAACUGUUUUAAUCUAAACAUUUUCCUCCCCCAUCAAUAUUCUUUUUCUUCAUAGCCUAUUGUAGAGGGAUUUUUAAUUUCAAUGUGCCAGUUUUACCCAAAAAUCUCCCUUUUUUGUCUUUACCUGUUUUUUCCAGCAUCUUUGGUGUGGUGUUUCUUGUCCUUAUAUCUCUAAGCAAAUAGCCAACCCUCUGCUUUGAUACUAAAGUUAGAAAUCUGGUGGUUGAUCAGAAAUGCAUUACAUAACACUCUCCGGGCAUCUGCUGUUGGAAUUGUACAAUGGCCUCUCUUAUGCCUUCUAUUCAUCCAGCACAUUUUUCCCUAUACAACUCAGUAUUCACAUUACCUGAACAGGUUUUGUCUGGGUGUCACAUUGUUAGCGGUAGCCAAUGAGACUGACGUGUCACAUGACUACAUCUAAUGGGCACAACAUUCCGUAUUUAUGCUGUGACCGAAUUAUCGCCAUCAUAGUCUCUGGGGUGUUGAAUUUGUGAAGGUGCUUGAUAUUAUACUCCAUUGCAAAAUCUUGGCCUUGGCUUCCUUAUCCAAUCAUUGGCUUUACGAAAUACGAACUCCCCAUCACAUUUAGAGGAGCAGUUUUUAGGAGGCCUUCCGCGCUAACUAGAUGGGACCUGAGAAAACAGUUUCUUCUGUUUAUAUAUGUCAGGGUGCAAAUGACCAUCACAGAUUCACCUAUACCAUGUGACACGUUUGUGAGGAAUUCUGGGUAGAAAGAGGGUUAUUAUUUAAGGCAGCCAACAGGUAUAAAAGAUUGCAAUAGGUGGCUUAUGCAUCCAGUAAAGCAUCGUAAAAGGCAAUAAAUCCUUGUACAGCUUUUAAGAUCAAUAUUGUAGCAAACCAUCGGAUUGGUUACUUUUGGAAGUUCACAAUUGUCUUAUCCAAACACCCCCCCACACACACACACACACACUUGGAGUCAAUCACUGCUUAGUCUGUAGACGGGCUGCUAGAGUCUAAGAGGACCGCCCUUAUCACUGUAAAUCUUACAUCAUGUUUCUCCUUCUGCUUUAGUUUUUAUAUGAAUGGAAUGCUAUUGUAACUUGCACACACUCCAUGCAGGCCAAUGAAUGAAGGGUUUGAUUGGCACGGUGUACACAGAUCAGUAGCGGCUCAUACCCUAAGGCCCUGCUUUUG
Xenopus laevis (African clawed frog) is the source of this 3015-nucleotide messenger RNA. RefSeq names its product protein kinase, cAMP-dependent, alpha catalytic subunit S homeolog (gene prkaca.S). The record is from RefSeq and is a predicted model, not a curated record. Lineage: Eukaryota; Metazoa; Chordata; Amphibia; Anura; Pipidae. Bases 394 to 1449 code for a protein of 351 amino acids. Gene Ontology annotation, molecular function: transferase activity; cAMP-dependent protein kinase activity; kinase activity. Gene Ontology annotation, cellular component: cytosol; plasma membrane; mitochondrion. The transcript has 11 exons.